GUUUAUUAUGUACAUAUUCAAGCUAUUGACUAACAGUAGCCGAUCUGUGAACGAACAGAGAACAUCGCAUUAUAUAAAUGUUGAGAACUUUCCGUUUUCGCAAUGUUUGGAACAAGUGUCAUUCGACACGAAAGUAUGUACAGAAAACAAGUGGAGAAGUUGAAGCGGAUUUUAAGAAAGCUAUAGAGAACUUGCCACGUAUUAAGCCACCAGGCCAGCCACCCAAAAUUUGGAAGUCGAUCGAAAAAGUGAGCAAUGAUGGCAAAACAAUGAAAUUUACGAUUCAAGAAAUUCCUGAAGACAGACAUGAAGAUGCAGUUCAACAUAUGUGUGAUCACUUUUUAGCCGAUGAACCAACUUGUCAAUGUUUGAAUGCGAUAAAUGACCCUGUAUUCGUACAAGAUAUGAGUACACUAUGGCGCUUAUUAAUCGCAGAAGGCAUUUCCAUAGCUGCCUUCACCGAUAACCCUAAUGGAGGGAAGCCUAUAAUUGCUGGUAUGAAUACAUUGGGUCUUGGUUUUAGAGACCAAAAAGAUAGUAUUUCAAAUUAUCAGUUUAAAUCACAAAAUUGCAAAAAUACACUCGAAAUUAUCACUGGUGCAACUAAAAUAAUAUACGAACAUUAUGGAGUAGACAAGUAUCUGUAUGCUAUUGGACUUAGCGUCGAUCCCGCUUAUCGAGGAUAUGGCUUAGGAAAAGAUAUUCUAAAACUUAGAGAACUUGUUGGACGCGAAUACAAUAUUCCGGCGACAGCCACAGUAUUCUCAUCGAUAAUCUCGCAAAAAUCUGCAAAAGGUGCAGGAUUCGAGGUAUUAAUGACAAAAGAUUUCGUCGAUAUCGUGGAUGAAAAUGGGAAGCAAUAUUUUCCCGGUAUUAAAUCCGAGAACUUUGAAGUCAUGGGAAAAAGAUUAUUAUAAUGCAAUACUGCGUGUUUAAGCCAACAUGCAUAAGAUUAUACGAAAAUGAAUCACCUAAUUUUUUAAAUUAAUUAUUAACAAUUUUUACUACUGUUGUUCAUAAUCGUCUUCAUAACGCAUGAAAUAAAAAGUAUAAUAAUAAAAAAUUGUUUUCGAUAUGUUCAUUGUACGUAUAUAUUCAACACAUUAUUAUCAGCUUUUAUAUCAAAGCAUAUUAAUAUUUAAACGUAGUUCCGUUCCAAUAAACAAUGACAUUGCAGUAAUUACAAAUGUAUUUGAAAUACGCAAGUGUUGUAAACUGUUAACUAUACAUAUUUCCACACAUACAUAGGAAAUAUGGGUUGCACGUUAAGUUAUCACGUCAAAACACGCCUGAAAUUUAAUGAUAAUACUAUAUCAACUAUCACGUGGGUAGAAUUUUAUAUGAUUGCAAUUUGUUUAUAGUACAAAGAAAAAUUUAAUUUAGAAAUCAUCCGAGAUAUAUAAUUUACAUAUAUAUUAUUUACUGGAAACAAUUGUAUUAAACGCUAUAAGUUUUUCUAAAUUUAAUAAAAUUGUCACGAUUUUA
Molecule: messenger RNA, 1485 nt
Organism: Nylanderia fulva
Lineage: Eukaryota; Metazoa; Arthropoda; Insecta; Hymenoptera; Formicidae
Molecular function (GO): N-acetyltransferase activity
Source: RefSeq, a predicted model, not a curated record